AUGUCCGGAUCAGGUAUUCUCGCUCAAUGGCAAGCGCGUCAUGCAGUUCUUGUGGUUCCAAUGGGUGGCGUCCAGUUUCUCUCUUUCCAACAACAGCCGGCGAUUGGCACCAGGGACCUUGGAUCAUGUUCUGUCGUGCUCAUAGCAUCCGCGCAAGGCGCUAUUCUUGCUCACAUUCCUCCACGACCCUUGCAACCAUCACCGGACCCGUUUGCCGGUGAUAACAACGCUCGUAAUAUGAUGAAUCAAGUGGCUACUCUCUAUCAACAAAACAGGGGGUACUUUUCUUCCGCGGACUCGGUUGUUGUCUGCGCUUGGUACAACGGAGCAGUGGCGUUGCCCGAGCAGACAGAGAUAAUGUCCUCGUCUCUUCGACAAUUGGGACUCAAUCCGACCAUCAGAACAUAUCAUGUUCCUGGAAAUAGAAAUCUUCCCGGCCAGGGAACUGUGAUUGCAAUCAAGUCUGCCAACCAGCCGAGGCCUCAGAUAUACGUGGAGGAUCGGCAUGCAGGCACGGUUUCAGCAAUUAGGCACAUGAAAAUUGAGCGAUUAUGGCUUGUUCAAACAUGGAUUAGUUAUGAAUAUAUGCACAGUCAGGUUCUCAACGCUGAUGGUAGGCAUAUUCUUGGUCGUGAGCCCUUUAGACCCCAGCCACGAAAGCAAAGAGCCUCCAUGAGACAGACUUCAUUUCAUCAGGUAAAAAGAACAAAGAUUACUGGGAUACUCCAUCAAAGUAACUGGUUAUGUACUUAUCAUCCCGUCCGAUUCAUUGCACACCGUAUACCUGUUUCCCCUGAUGGUUUGGUAAUCAACCGCAUAUCAAUGCGUAUGUACCUAGUAAAGCCGCAGGUGCUUUCCUACGGUUAUGCAAAGUUGCUACCAACGAUGUCAUCUGCUACACGCUCUCGGCAACCCCGCGCAGCACGUGCAUGUGACCGUUGCCGCCAGGCACAUAUGAGGUGUUGUCAGAAAAUACCUUGUCAGCGGUGCCAAAAGUUGAAUGUGAGCUGUCAUUAUCAGCCAACUCAGUUAAUCAAGCAAGCGGACAAAGCUACCUCCACACUCGAAGAUUACCCUAGUUACGCGUCAACAUAUCAGACUUGGCCUCGUCCAUGGGACCUUCCACUCUACGAUCCUGCGAUGGCGGAGUCCAUGGGGGAUUUGGCUCGUGCCCCCGCUUGUGAAACAUCCUACCCAAAGCUUAGUUCUUGGUUGUCGGAAGAGCAGUGGCGAUUUAUCACGAUGCCUGAUCCACUCGAUCCUGCGAUACUGGAGACCAUGAGGGAAACAUUCACAAAGCUUAGUUCUUGGGAAGAGCAGUGGCGAUUUAUCAUGAUGCAUGAUCCAGUUGUCUUUAAUUACGCGUCAACUUUGCCUCCAUGGGGCUAUCCACUCGACGAUGCUUCGAUCCCGGAGACUAUGGGGGAUUUGGCGCGAGCCACCACUUGUGAAACGAACGACUAUGGAGUAACGAAAGAUGAACGAGAGUUUUCCGCGCCCCAGAAAUCACCGUUGGCCAAUGUGGACUGUCACACCAAAGCACAGGAGGUCGCUGGAGAUUUGGUGCCUAGCAUCGCAUCUCAAUCAAAAUUGCGGAAUCAAAAGCAGGUCGUUGGGGCAAUAGAUUGGGAAUAUACCUAUUCAGCGCCGCUUGAAUUCGUUUAUAGCGCCCCAUUCUGGCUUCUUCUGGAACUUCCCGAAUACUGGCCGGAAGGGUUGGAUGACUGGACCAAUAUCUAUGAGACACGCCUGGUGACGUUUCUUAGGGUACUUGAAGAGAGAGAGAAAGUGGCACUCGAACGUGGACUGUUGGCCGAGGAACAACGUCUCUCCACAUAUAUGAGGGAUAGCUGGGAAAGUGGAGAUUUUUGGGUUAACUAUGCAGCAAGGAAAAGUUGGGCUUUCGAUAUGAUAUACUGGGCGAAGAUUGACAGAAGGUUCUUCGGUGAUGGGUAUCUCGAUGAUCGUCUCCAAAAAGAUGAAGGAAAAAGAGGAGCGCAAGCUAACAGACUGGACGUCUUGAAUCACAUCUCGACUGCGAACCACGGUCCAUUCAAAUGCCGAGAUGCAGCCAUCAUCGACAAUGAUGCACCGAGAGUCUUUUGA
Talaromyces stipitatus ATCC 10500 is the source of this 2106-nucleotide messenger RNA. RefSeq lists its product as uncharacterized. The record is from RefSeq and is a predicted model, not a curated record. Gene Ontology annotation, molecular function: DNA-binding transcription factor activity, RNA polymerase II-specific; zinc ion binding. Gene Ontology annotation, biological process: regulation of DNA-templated transcription. The transcript has 7 exons. The coding region runs from base 1 to 2106 and encodes 701 amino acids. NCBI's taxonomy places the organism in Eukaryota, Fungi, Ascomycota, Eurotiomycetes, Eurotiales, Trichocomaceae.